Messenger RNA from Gloeophyllum trabeum ATCC 11539, 1053 nucleotides. RefSeq names its product fumarylacetoacetate hydrolase. The transcript is spliced from 5 exons. The record is from RefSeq and is a predicted model, not a curated record. Gene Ontology annotation, molecular function: acetylpyruvate hydrolase activity. Bases 1 to 894 code for a protein of 297 amino acids. Lineage: Eukaryota; Fungi; Basidiomycota; Agaricomycetes; Gloeophyllales; Gloeophyllaceae.
AUGCCAGAGUGGACGCACCUCAUCCGCUUCGUCGCCGCGGACGACGGCAAGACGUACUUUGGCCCGCUGGCGGAGGACAGGAUCUUCGUCGGCCAGCUGGUCGACACGGCGCCGGACGCGCUGCGGCGCCUCGGGCCCGGCGCGCAGGCGUACGUGGUGACGGGCGACCCGCUCGGCGCGCACACGCUCACGCGCGACACGAAGACGGUCGGGGCGAUCCUGGCGCCGCUCGCCCGCGCGCAGGUGCCGCUCAUCAAGUGCGUCGGGCUGAACUACGCGAAACACGCGGCGGAGGGCAAGUUCGCGGUCUCGGACUGGCCGACGAUGUUCAUCAAGCCGCGCACGUCGCUCGCGGGGCCCGCGGACAUCCCCAUCCCGAAAUGCGUGCAGGACAAGACGCUCGACUUUGAGGCGGAAUUAUGCUUCGUAAUCGCGAAGGACUGCCGCGACGUCCCGCUGGGCGCGCCGGACUGGGAGCAGUACGUCGCGGGGUACACGAUCGGGAACGACCUCAGCUGGCGCCGCGCGCAGCUCGACCCGAAGCUCAGCGGCUCGCAGAUAUGCAUGGGCAAGGGCCCGGACAACUUCGCGCCCAUCGGGCCUGUGCUCGUUUCUGCAAAGGCGAUCGACGCGUCGGACCUCGCGAUCUCGCUCCGCGUGAACGGGAAGACGAUGCAGGACUCGCGGACGUCGGAUUUGAUCCACAAGAUCCCGGAUAUUAUCUCGCGUUUCAGCCAGGGCACGACGCUCGAGAGGGGGACGGUCAUCAUGACUGGUACUCCCGAAGGUGUGGGCUGCCUGCGCAACCCACCGGUGUACCUCGACCAUGGAGACAAGGUCGAGAUCGAGAUUGAGGGCCUCGGGAUUCUGAGGCACGGGAUUCACUACGAGUGAUCAUGAUCAGAUUCCCUAUGCGGAGUCGCGGAAUAAGCUGGCAAACCCUGGUCGCAUUGUGGAAUUGGAUGGAAGUUAUCAAUCAUGUAUAUCUAUCUCUUGAGAAGUGGUUGAGUAGUCAUAUAUAUGGCCGACUUGAAAGAUAUAUCAUCAUGGUGG